AUGGGGUCUAAGAAAAAAUCAAAUUCCAAUAAGAAUUCUCUCUCCGCUUCUGAAGAUAAAGACAUGUCGAUCUCAGGACUUCGUGUUAAACAUGAAAAAGAACUAGAAAAUUUGACUUUGAUAACGCAGCCUGUCAGAACACUGAAGUUUUUCAUUCUGGCUGUUGUUAAGUACCUCAGGCGCUCAGUAGCAUAUCUUUUGUCACAUGGUGGUUGGAUUGUGCUGUUCAGUACCAUUAUUGCGAUAGCUGGGGUACUACUUGUGACUAUUGAUGGUCCUCAUGAGAAGCAUGUUGAGGAAGUUCUAUGUUAUAUACAAUUUGGAUUAUGGUGGGUGGUUCUUGGCGUUGCAUCUUCUAUUGGCCUUGGGUCUGGGUUGCACACUUUUGUUCUCUAUUUGGGGCCUCAUAUUGCUUUAUUCACCAUUAAAGCAAUGCAAUGUGGCCGAGUAGACAUCAAAAGUGCUCCGUAUGAUACAAUACAAUUAAAAAGAGGCCCUUCAUGGCUUGGGAAGGAUUGUGCAGAUUUUGGACCCCCUUUGUUUUCGUCUUCACAUGGUACACGGGUUCCGCUUGGUAGCAUAUUGCCCCAGGUCCAAUUAGAGGCAAUCUUGUGGGGCCUCGGGACUGCACUUGGAGAACUUCCCCCUUAUUUUAUUUCUAGGGCAGCGAGCUUAGCAGGUGACAGAGUGGAUCCCAUGGAAGACUUGGAUAUGUCCACAAGCGAAGAGAAUGGCAUUAUAUCUGCUAGGUUAAAUCAAAUUAAGCGGUGGUUCCUAUCACAUGCCCAAUACUUGAACUACUUUACUAUUCUAGCUCUUGCUUCGGUUCCAAAUCCUUUAUUUGAUCUUGCAGGAAUCAUGUGUGGACAAUUUGGAAUUCCUUUUUGGGAGUUUUUUCUGGCAACAUUGAUAGGGAAAGCAAUCAUCAAAACUCACAUACAGACAGUGUUUAUUAUUUGUGUGUGCAACAAUCAACUUCUCAACUGGAUAGAAAAUGAAUUGAUUUGGGUGCUCAGUUUUGUACCUGGGUUCGACUCUAUCCUACCCAACCUAAUCACCAAGCUUCAUUCCGUGAAAGACAAGUACAUGGCUAUGAAACCAAACGUUUCUUCAAAUAUUGAGGUGAAGAAAUGGGAUUUCUCAGUUGCUUUCAUUUGGAAUACCAUAGUAUGGUUCAUGCUAAUUGGUUUUUUCGUUAAGAUUGUGAAUGCAACUGCACACAGGUAUCUAAAGAAACAGCAAGAAGAGGAAAUAGCUGCUUUGAAGAACAAGUCAUCGAAUGAUUCUGAUCAUUCACCUAGAUGA
Fraxinus pennsylvanica is the source of this 1305-nucleotide messenger RNA. The record is from the annotation of a GenBank genome assembly. NCBI's taxonomy places the organism in Eukaryota, Viridiplantae, Streptophyta, Magnoliopsida, Lamiales, Oleaceae.